Molecule: messenger RNA, 2562 nt
Organism: Priceomyces carsonii
Lineage: Eukaryota; Fungi; Ascomycota; Pichiomycetes; Serinales; Debaryomycetaceae
Gene: ARP8
Product: Arp8p
Exons: 1
Coding region: 1-2562 (853 amino acids)
Biological process (GO): double-strand break repair; regulation of DNA-templated transcription
Cellular component (GO): Ino80 complex
Source: RefSeq, a predicted model, not a curated record
AUGUCAACUCCACAGGAGGAAUCAUCGCCGGUGCCUGUUCCAGAAUCAGCACAGGAUAUUGAAUCGAAACCAGAAGGCAUUAAAGAGGAAUCUUUAAAUGAUGGUGAUCCUUCGACUAACAAGGAUGCUGCAUCCAGUAACACGAGUGUACCAAGUAAAAGACGAAGGAAGGCACCAGCUACCGGAAAGAAGCCCACGGCAGAAGCAUUACAAAGAAGAAAGGAAGGACGGAUCAAAGCAGCAGCUACAAUUGCACAAAAUUUGAAAAAAACAGGGAUAGGUAGAUUUGAAUCUGAAAAUGGAUUUGGAUUAACAAGCGUGAGAAGUAUCCCUUUAAUUAAUCAGAAGAACUAUUAUACUGACUACUUGAAGAAGGAUGAGCAAAUAUCUUUCAUUAGAAACUGGAGGAAUGAAAAGUUGUUGCAACUGAAGCUCAAUAAUCUUAAGAAGAAUAACAGCAAUGGUAAUAGUGACAAGAAAGACGACUCUAACUCUGAUGCUAAGAGUUUCGAUGAGUUCAAUCUUAACGACAUUAAAGCUGAGUUGGAGAAAAAGAAAAUCAUGGAUAGCGCCCUGGCUAUCCCAGAGGACGAAGAAGAGGAAGAUGAUGAAGAAGAGGAUAACGAGGAAGUGACUGAAGAAAAAGCCAAGCAAGGGUCUGAUACGAUUGUUAUACAUCCUGGUUCCUCUCACAUAAGAAUUGGGAGAGCGACAGAUGCCUUUCCUACAACCAUUCCAACUGUUGUUGCUGUUCAAACUAAUGAACCAAACAACCCAUCGUCGAAUAUUUCUCCAAAAAGAACCGUAGAUGAAGAUGGGGAAAUAUAUUUCGAUGAAGCAUUUGAUGAAGCAAAGGCCGUUGUAGCUAAGGACUUUAAGGCUAGAAUGAGAUUUUACAAGAGGAGAAUCUUACCAAACUCCAGAGAGGGGGCAAUAAACUUCAAUAAAAAACAGCAACCGGAAGAUAUUCCGGAACAUAAUGAUCCUUACCAAAAGACUUGGAUUAGCGAUACGGGAGAUAGAAAGUUUUUCGUAGGAGAAGAUGCACUUAAAUUACCUAUAAGUGAAAAAUUCAACACUUGGAAAUUAAGAUUUCCAAUCGUCAAUGGUGGAUUUAACGAAAGUUCGCCUGAUUAUAACUCCCCACAAGAGAUACUUGGCGACUUAGCUAAUAUUGUAAUUGAGUCUCUUGAAAAGAUGGAUAUCAAAGAAACAAAAAAUUUCAAGGCGAUUAUUAUCAUCCCAGAUUUGUACGAUAAAAUGUACGUUGAGACUUGGGUUGACUUACUAUUCAGAUUGGUUGGUUUCGGAAAGGUAGCGAUAAUCCAGGAAGCGGUACUGGCUACAUUCGGUGCAGGUGCUUCAUCUGCAUGUGUUAUAGAUGUUGGGUCACAAACAACAUCAAUUGCAUGCGUCGAUGAAGGUAUGGUUAUAAAUGACUCAAGAAUAACGCUCGACUACGGAGGUGAUAAUGUAACUGAAGCUUUUAUAAAGUUGCUAUUACAAAGUCAUUUCCCCUACAAGGAAAUAAAUUUGAACAGCAAGAAUGAUGAUUGGGAACUUGCAGAAACUUUGAAGCAGAACUUUGUUACCUUUCAAGAUGCAGACAUUGCUGUGCAAUUAUAUAAUUUUUACAAAAGAAAACCAUUCGAGACAACCCAAAAGUAUGAAUUUAAAGUCUUUGACGAAGUCAUGCUAGCACCAAUGGGGCUAUUUUACCCCGAGCUAUUCGAAAUUAACGGUUCGGCAAAGAGUAAGAAAUUAUUUAGUCCAUCAACCGAUCAGUACUCCACUAAACCAAAUAACCCUUACUCACGUUCACAUGAAAACUUAAUCAAGAAUGUUGUUCAUUGUGACAUGGUGGAUGAAGACUUGUUGAUGAGCCUUCAAGAAGAAAGAAGUAGUAAGUCAACAAAUCCCUUUUCGAAACCAAAGCCAAGCAAGACAGCUAUCCUUGACCACACUGAUAAUCGAGUCACCACUUCUCUCGAAAAAGCUAUCAUCGAGUCGAUAACAGGGGCAGGUGUAGCCACUGAUUUCGGCAAAGCAAAGAAGCUUUACGACAAUCUUCUUAUAGUCGGUGGAGGUUUUGCAAAAAUUCCUGGUUUUGAUUUGAUUUUGUCCGAUCGUAUAAACAUUUGGAGGCCAAAGUUGUUGUCCACUUCGACUAUCGAUGAGAUCUUAGACUACGUAACCACUGAGAAGCUGAAGCAAGAUAAAUUGAAGAAACAAUUAAUCGAAGAGUUAAAAGAGUCGAAGAAAACUUCCCCAGACCAAGCGAUCGAUGACAUAGAAUUGUCCGAAGAAGACCUAGAAGAUAUAGAAAGCCAAACAAGGCCGCAAUUGGAUUGGGACAAACUCGAUGCUCUCAGCGAAAAGGGUAGCUUAUUGUCGGUAAAUGUCCUUCCUCCACCAAGGGAAUUUGAUCCAGAAAUGCUUACGUGGAAAGGUGGCAGCGUCUAUGGUAGAUUGAAGGUUGUUAGUGAGAUGUGGGUCAGUAACAAUGACUGGGACUUGUUACAGAGCAGAAGCUUGUACUAUAAAAGUAUCUUCAACUAUUAG